Danio rerio (zebrafish) is the source of this 3826-nucleotide messenger RNA. The record is from RefSeq and is a predicted model, not a curated record. Lineage: Eukaryota; Metazoa; Chordata; Actinopteri; Cypriniformes; Danionidae.
UCAGCUCUGAUGUAUUUCUGCGUUUCCCAUCAGCCGCAUUCAGGAGAAAGCCAAACCGACUAUAUCAACAGCAGUACUGCGGGUCAAAUGGCGAAACCGUACGAGUUCAACUGGCAGAGGCCUGUUCCUCAGUUCAUGCAGAAAGGAGCGUGUUUUGACAGAUUUGAUGAGGAUCCUUUGGUCUUUGAAUCGAACUGUUUCUUCAAAGUAGACGAGUCUGGAUUCUUCCUGACAUGGAAAAGCGAAGGAAAGGAGGGUCAAGUUUUGGAGUUUUCGCUGAUCAACAGUAUACGUGAUGCCAGUGCUCUAAAGGACCCAAAGGUUCUCUGUGCACUGGAGGCUUCAGGAAAGUGUGAAAGUAACCUGGAGGACAGAAUCAUCUGCAUAUGCAGCGGCACAGAUCUGGUCAACCUGAGCUUCAUGUACAUGGUCACACAAAACCCCACAACUGCUAAGGAGUGGACAGACGGCUUGCGCUCAUUGAUUCAGAACACAAGAGCGAAUAACGUGUGUCCGAUGACCUGCCUGAGAAAACAUUGGAUGCGGUUGUCAUUUUUAACCAACGUGAAUGGACAAAUACCCGUCAGAAGCAUCACAAGAACCUUCGCCUCUGGCAAAACAGAGAAGGGAAUUUUCCAGGCGCUGAAGGAUCUCGGUUUACCCAGUGGAAAGAAUGAUGAAAUCCAGCGCGAGAUCUUCACUUUUGACAAGUUCUACAGCCUUACGCAGAAAAUCUGUCCCAGAACUGACAUUGAAGUACUUUUCAAGAAAUUUAAGGGAGACAAAGGUGAUUAUUUGAGUGUUGAGCAGUUCGUCCACUUUUUGAAUGAUAAUCAGAGAGAUCCACGUCUGAAUGAAAUACUGUUUCCGUUCUUCAACUCUAAAUGUGCUUUCCAAAUCAUACAGAGAUAUGAGCCUGAUGAGAAACUGAAGAGGAAAGGUCUGCUGUCGUGUGAUGGUUUCUGUCGGUUUCUGAUGUCGGAUGAAAACGCUCCUGUGUUUCUGGAUCGGUUGGAGGUUUACCAGGAGAUGGAUCAUCCGCUAUCUCAUUACUUCAUCAACUCCUCUCACAACACUUACCUGACCGGCAGACAGUUUGGAGGGAAAUCCUCAGUGGAGAUUUACAGACAGGUGCUGCUGACCGGCUGCAGGUGUGUUGAGUUGGACUGCUGGGAUGGAAAAGGUGAAGAUCAGGAGCCCAUAAUCACCCACGGCAAGGCCAUGUGUACAGACGUCCUAUUCAAGGAUGUGAUUCAGGGAAUUAAAGAAACCGCCUUCCUGACAUCAGAGUAUCCUGUGAUCCUGUCCUUUGAAAACCACUGCACGAAACAUCAGCAGUAUAAACUGGCUCGUUACUGCGAAGACAUUUUUGGAGAUUUGCUUUUGAAACAGCCGUUAGAGGAUUUCCCGAUGGAGCCUGGAUGUCCACUGCCGUCUCCAAAUGACCUCAAAGGAAAAAUCCUCAUCAAGAACAGAAGACUAAAACCUGAAGUUGAAAAAAAACAGCUGGAGGACUUCAGGAAACACAUGGAGGCCGGAGAGCCGAGCGUCUCCACAAACCUGUUUGAAGAUGAGAACGAGGAUGAGACAAACACCGCUGAGCUGUUGAAUGAAGCUCAUCCCGAGCGGAUUCACGGAUGUUUGAUCACUGAGGAGGAGAAUCGAGAGGAAGAGGUGCUGCUAAGACACAGAAAGGCUGAGGAGGAGAAUGUGGCAGAUGAACUGGCUGUGAUUCAGUCGUACACAUAUGUCGCGGCCACCACCAACAUCCACCCGUAUCUGUCCAACAUCAUCAACUACGCCCAGGCUGUAAAGUUUACCGGCUUUGAUGAGGCUGAGGAAAAAAAUAUCCACCACAACAUGUCUUCCUUCAAUGAGUCUGUCGGUUUGGGAUAUUUGAGGACAAACGCCAUCGAGUUUGUGAACUACAACAAACGCCAGAUGAGCCGCAUCUACCCCAAAGGAGGACGAGUGGACUCCAGUAAUUACAUGCCACAGAUCUUCUGGAAUGCCGGCUGCCAGAUGGUUUCCCUGAACUUCCAGACCCCAGAUCUGGCAAUGCAGCUCAACCAGGGGAAGUUUGAAUAUAAUGGCUCUUGUGGGUUCCUCCUGAAGCCGGAUUUUAUGCGGAGACCCGAUCGUAUGUUUGACCCAUUCUCUGAGACGCCUGUGGAUGGAGUGAUCGCAGCAACAUGCAGCGUGCAGGUGAUCUCAGGGCAGUUCCUGUCAGAUAAGAAGAUCGGCACAUAUGUAGAAGUGGACAUGUAUGGACUCCCGACCGACACCAUUCGCAAAGAGUUUCGCACUCGGAUGGUGAUGAACAACGGCCUGAACCCGGUCUACAACGCAGAAGCCUUUGUCUUCAGGAAGGUGAUUCUGCCAGACCUCGCAGUGCUCCGUGUGGCUGUAUAUGAUGAUAACAAUAAGCUGAUUGGCCAGCGGAUUCUCCCUCUGGACGGACUGCAGUCUGGUUACAGGCACAUCUCCCUACGAAACGAGUACAACAAACCUCUGCCUCUGGCCACCGUCUUCUGCAAUAUCAUCCUCAAAACAUACGUGCCCGAUGGAUUCGGAGCUAUUGUGGAUGCUUUGUCUGAUCCCAAGAAGUUUUUAUCCAUCUGUGAGAAAAGAACGGACCAAAUGAGAGCCAUGGGCAUUGAGGCGUCAGAUAUUGCUGAUGUGCCGAGUGACGUCUGGAAGGGGAAUAAGAAAAGAAAAACAAAUCAGGCCGGGAUGAUGAUGAAACCACAGAAAGACUCAGACAGACCCAGAGAAAAUAUGCCCAUCUCCUCCAAAGAGGAUUCAUCGGUUCUAACUCCACAGCUGACCAUCGAUGACCUCAAGCAAACAAAGACUUUUCUGAAACUCAUCAAGAAGCAGCAGAAAGAAGUGAACGCUUUGAAGAAAAAGCACGCAAAGGCACACGCUGCACUGCGGAGCUCCCACAGCGCUCAACUGGACAGGACUGUAGCUCAACAUGAGAAAGAGAAACACACGCUGGAGAAGCAGCUCCACAAAAACACCAGCAGGAAAGUGAGUGAAAGCUCCAGCCUUGAAAUGAGCAGAGACAUUGAACAGCAAAUGAAGACAGCGGUGAUGAAUCACAAGUCAAAGGUGAAGGACAUGGCAUCCGCUCAGGCCUCGGAGUGUUCAGAGAUGUUGCGCUGGCACUCAGCUGAAGAACAGACAGUGGUGGAGCAGCAUCUCCUCCAGCAGUGUGAGCAGCUCCACAAACUGCUGAUGCUGGAGCAGGAGCAGCAAACACACCAGCUCACACUCCUGCACGAACGUCAGAGUAAAGAGAUGCGGACCAACCAAGCCAAGACCUCAAUGGAGAGCAGCAAGGCCAUCAGUCAAGACAAAAGCAUAAAGAACAAGGCUGAGCGAGAGCGGAGAGUUCGAGAGCUCAACAGCACGAACACAAGAAAGUUUCUUACAGAAAGAAAAAGGCUCGCCAUGAAACAGACCAAGGAGUGCGAGCAACUCCAGGCGGCUCAGCGGGAACAACUGGAGAGGCUGGAGAAACACAAUGAGGAGCUGUCGAACUCGUGCUAUGCAAAAUCACAAUGCCAAGGCCAGAAUGAAGCAGUGUGUGGAGACAUGAGAGAGGACGAACCGCUGACCGGUCAAACACACAUGUCACUGCAGUGAGAAAACACCUAUUAAUGCACAAACACACACUUGAUAUGCAUUCAGCUUUAUCUGUUUUAGUGAAAAGAAAAAUCUUGUGUUUUGUCUUGUUUUCAUGUGUACAUUUUGUUAAAAUAAGAAAAAAGUUAUAAAUAAUGCAAGGUUUUAAAAUGGAAAACCGUGAGAUUAAGCUUAA